Molecule: messenger RNA, 1690 nt
Organism: Solanum pennellii
Lineage: Eukaryota; Viridiplantae; Streptophyta; Magnoliopsida; Solanales; Solanaceae
Product: aspartate aminotransferase, cytoplasmic
Exons: 12
Coding region: 185-1405 (406 amino acids)
Biological process (GO): amino acid metabolic process; biosynthetic process
Cellular component (GO): mitochondrion
Molecular function (GO): L-aspartate:2-oxoglutarate transaminase activity; pyridoxal phosphate binding
Source: RefSeq, a predicted model, not a curated record
UUGUAGUGUGCGCAGUCCCCCUGGUUUUGAACCGCCCACUGUGUCAUAGAGAUACAGGUGGCGUAUUCCACGCAGUUCCCAAAGAAGCGAACAAUACUUACUUUUUAUUAAUUAAAAAGGAGGAAGGUGUACUGAACUCACCUCCAUAACACCGUUGAACUUGUACUCUGAAAUUCCAACUCCAAUGGCAGAUUCUGUUUUUGCUCAUGUUGUUCGUGCUCCUGAAGAUCCCAUCUUAGGGGUGACAGUUGCUUAUAACAAUGAUAGCAGCCCAGUCAAAGUGAAUUUGGGUGUUGGCGCAUAUCGAACUGAGGAAGGAAAACCUCUUGUUCUUAAUGUGGUGAGACGAGCUGAACAAAUGCUUGUCAAUGACACGUCUCGUGUGAAGGAAUAUCUCUCAAUUACUGGAAUAGCCGAUUUUAACAAAUUGAGUGCCAAGCUCAUAUUUGGUGCUGACAGCCCUGCCAUUAAAGAGAAUAGGGUGACCACUGUUCAGUGUUUGUCGGGCACUGGUUCUCUGAGGGUUGGUGCUGAGUUUCUGGCCAGGCAUUAUCAUGAACAUACUAUAUAUAUACCACAGCCAACAUGGGGAAACCAUCCUAAGAUUUUCACUUUAGCUGGGCUUUCAGUAAAAUAUUAUCGUUACUAUGACCCAGCAACGCGAGGCCUGGAUUUUCAAGGAUUAUUGGAUGAUCUUACUGCUGCACCCGUUGGUGCAAUAGUUCUUCUCCAUGCUUGUGCUCAUAACCCAACUGGCGUUGAUCCAACAAUUGACCAGUGGGAGAAAAUCAGGCAGUUGAUGAGGUCCAAGGGGUUGUUACCUUUCUUUGACAGUGCUUAUCAGGGUUUUGCCAGUGGCAAACUAGAUGCAGAUGCACAAUCUGUCCGCAUGUUUGUGGCUGAUGGUGGUGAAUGUCUUGCAGCUCAGAGUUAUGCCAAAAACAUGGGACUGUAUGGAGAGCGUGUCGGUGCCCUUAGCAUUGUUUGCAAAGAUAGCGAUGUUGCAAGCAAAGUCGAAAGCCAGCUAAAGAUGGUUAUAAGGCCAAUGUACUCAAAUCCGCCGAUUCAUGGUGCGUCUAUUGUUGCCACUAUACUCAAGGACAGACAAAUGUAUGAUGAAUGGACUGUUGAGCUGAAAGCAAUGGCUGACAGAAUUAUUAGCAUGCGCCAGCAACUCUAUGCUGCCAUGCAAGCUCGAGGUACUCCAGGUGAUUGGAGUCAUAUCAUCAAGCAAAUUGGGAUGUUUACUUUCACAGGAUUGAAUGCUGAGCAAGUCUCAUUCAUGACUAGCGAGUAUCACAUUUACAUGACAUCUGAUGGGAGAAUUAGCAUGGCAGGUCUUAGUUCUCGGACAGUUCCUCAUCUUGCUGAUGCCAUGCAUGCUGCUAUUACUAGGGUGGCCUAGACUAGUUGCAUUCAAGAGCAGUUUAACUGAAGAUAUUAAAUCUACUUCAAAUGAUCGCGUCCUUAUCCUUUGAUGCUAAAUAAGACUAAUGUGUCUAUGUGGACAUAAUGUUUCGGAAUUUCAUUCUAAAGGAAUUUGAUGAGGUCUUCUGCGCAGGCGAAAUGUCAUGAAUUUCUUAUUUUCUUGCACAUGUUUGUUGAUUGAUGAAUUAGAAAUAUUGGACUCACAUACUUGGGAAAAUAAUAAUAAUCCUAGGUUGCUUGCUAUUAUGAAUGAUUUUUCUAC